Messenger RNA from Drosophila teissieri, 2828 nucleotides. It is a transcript of the gene Rgk3, whose product is annotated as GTP-binding protein RAD. The coding region runs from base 657 to 2108 and encodes 483 amino acids. The transcript has 9 exons. Lineage: Eukaryota; Metazoa; Arthropoda; Insecta; Diptera; Drosophilidae. The record is from RefSeq and is a predicted model, not a curated record. Gene Ontology annotation, molecular function: GTPase activity; GTP binding; calcium channel regulator activity. Gene Ontology annotation, cellular component: plasma membrane.
UCGCACGGAUCGGAUGUGAAAAGCGGUUGGAAAAUCGCCCUGCGCCUCACGUAUCGUUUCGUUUUGAGUUGGAAAACCCGCGUUGGGAAACACCACAACCUAAGAAACAACAAAAAUAAUCAAAACAAUAUAAUAUACUCAAUAUAUACAGUGUAUGCCGGCGAUUGGUACACAAGUUUAAUGGUGGAAAAUAUAUCUGAAAUCUGAAAGAUCUGAAAGAGAAAAAAUUGUAUGUGCUUGUUUUCGGUUUCGGAUUCACUUCACAUUAUCUAAAAAUAACGGCAAACAAGGAAAAGGAGAAGUGAACAAGUGCAAAAAAUUAUCUCGCUAUAUAUAGGCAUAAAGUGAGCCGCCAUCGCAAUUUUCUUUUCAUACCAAUUAUCGAUCAAAUACAUAAGUAGUGCCGCCAACCUGGAAAGCAUAAAUUUCCUGGAUGGAUUCUCGUCGAGUUUGGUGACCGACCUGGAAUUCGAUUCCUGCUGGGAUAGUCAGAGGUGCCAACAGUCGGAAAACAGAGUGCACCACAAACAAACAAAAGUCACACACCAUCCCCAAACUCAGAUUAUGAAUUAUGCAACAAAGCAACAUCCACAGCAGCAAGUAGCAAACAGCAAACAGCAAAAUAGAGCAACUAGAGCCACAGCACGAACUGCUUAAUGCACACAAGUAGCAACCCCAUAGACUUGACCAAACUCGUUACGGAAAAGUGCCGGAAAACACAGCUGAAAUUUCCCAGGAGUCGGCCAAACGGGGACCAAAAACUCACCGACUCACCAACCCACCAACUCACCAACUCACGAACUCACCAUGGUGGACGACAUCUCGCCGAUGCAUCAUCGGAUGCAAAAGAAGACGCGCAGCGCCUCCAUUUGCGCCACCGGCGCCAGCAUCGAGACGGUCAUCCAUGGGAUGCCCGGCGCCUCCGGCAGUGCCACGCCCGAGGGCGGUACGCCCGGCUACCGGCGACGCCGGCCGGCCACGCGCUCCCAGAGCGCCCGCAUCACCUCCGGCGCCAGAUCGCACACAGAAAAUCGAACGCCUUCCUGGACGUGCCCACCAUGAACAUGCAUCACCUGCGCGUCAACGACGACGACGAGGAUGUGGACAGAUUGCGCACUUUCAGCGCCUCCAAGGGAGGUAUCAUCAAUCGAGGCGACUCCUUCCGUCGCCGGCGCUCGAGGAGCAACAGCCUGGCUCCAUCCAGUCCCAUGCACACACGCAACGGCGUGGGCGGCCUGGGGGGCGUGGCCGGGGGCGGAAGCAGCCUGGGACUGGGCUGCGGCUACAAUGGCGGCAGCAGCAGCAACGGAUUCGGAAACGCCAAUGCCCAGGAGAACCAUCAGCCGGUGGAAUUCUAUCGCGUCGAAAUGCUGGGAUCCGCUGGUGUGGGCAAACAGGCUCUGGUUUCGCAGUUCCGCACCUCGGACUGCAUCAAUGCCUACGAUGGACCUGAAUGCGACGAUGCCGAGCAGAACGUCUCAAUCAUCUUGAAUGGCACCGAAUCGGAACUGAAGUUCCUCACUGGCAACCCAGAGAGCAAGGACGAACUGGAGCAGGCGGAUGCCUUUCUGGUGGUCUACUCCUGCAUUGACAAGGAGUCCUUCACGCGGGCCAAGCAGAUACUAUCGCGACUGCAGGACAUGGACCUGCUGCGCCACCGACCCAUCAUCCUGGUGGCCAACAAAAUUGAUUUGGCCCGCUCACGCGCCGUUUCCGCCCAGGAUGGCAAAUGUCUGGCCUGCACGUUCGGAGCCAAGUUUAUCGAGGUCUCCGUGGGCAUCAAUCACAACUGUGACGAGCUCCUGGCCGGCACGCUCACCCAGAUUCGCCUCAAGAAGGAACACGUCCAGCUGCAGCUUAAUCCGAAAAAACCAAAAGAUAAAAACAAAUUUAAAGAAAACACAAACAUAGAGACUGUAGAAACUGAUAACUGUCUGACUGAUCUUAAAGCCCACGAAGGGGGACCGAGGGAUGCCAAUUCGCCGGCGCACUGGUACAAGAGCCGCAGCGUGAUGCUGGCCAGCAUGAAGGCGCGCCAGAUGCUCACCUGGAUCCUGGGCAAGGAGGACUCCAAGUUCAAGCACUGCGAGAACCUGCAGGUGCUCUAAAAGGGGGGAAUCGAUCCAAUCUAUAGGUCUAUAUGCUUAGCGGCUAAGUGUGUUGAUACCUACGAGUAUAUGUGAAUAUGUGUAUAACCGGCGGGAGCAGGCAGAAAGCUUUAUCUCUAAGUGCUACCAGAUGGGCUCAUCUAAUAUGUAAACAGGUUUCGAGAUUUCGAAGCUCUCCAAUUCGCCUGUAAACAGCCAUUUGCAUACCCACGAGUGUGUGCAGCCAGCUAUUAGUAGUGUCUAACGUAAGCCUGAUAAUCAAAAAUUAAAUCAAAUUUAAUGUAAAACAUGGGGACGUAUGUAUAACGCUUGCAGCGACUAUGUGUAUGAGCAACUUAAUGGAACCAAGCAAAAGGAGCAAAUCCACAGAUUCUAACUAAACUUAACUAAACUAAACUAAACAGAGAACAACACUACUUAUGUACUUAACUAGCAACUUUAGUAACUUUUCUAAGCCAGGAGCGAGUAGGGGGAAUAUUUUUCAUAAGCUGGCUAGCGGCUUAGCUGUUUACAAGCAGAGUAAAGGUGUGCAAAAUGUUCCCAACAAACAGAUUUAUAUAUAUAUAUAUGUAACCGAAGAGUAACGAUUUUCGUAUAAGAUUUACAUAUAUAGAGUAUGUGUUAAAAUCGGGUUGCAGCACUUUGUUAUUUUCGUUUGCAGCAGCUUAGGGAAUUCUUACAGGGAGUUAGCUAGCUGCGUAGACACAUUUCAAAUAAUAA